This is a messenger RNA of Staurois parvus, 463 nucleotides long. The record is from the annotation of a GenBank genome assembly. Lineage: Eukaryota; Metazoa; Chordata; Amphibia; Anura; Ranidae.
GCUGAUCACAUGUAAACACGGAAAUGCCGGUUAUCGGCAUUUCUUUCGUCUCGAGCUGUCACGCUGACAGCUCACUGAUCAUCAGGUCACUGAUGAUCAGUGUGCCCUGAUAUUCAGUGUGGCCCCAAAAGUGCCACCUGUCAGUGUCCAUCAGUGCCAGUGCCCAUCAGUGUCAGCAGUCAGUGCUCAUCAGUGCCAUGUGCCAGUGCCCAUCAGUGCCACAUCAAUGCCACAUAUCAGUGCAUACCAGUGCACAUCAAUGCCACAUAUCAGUGCCCAUCUGAGCUGCCUUUCAAUGUCACCUAUCAGUGCCAGUCAGUGCCACCUAUCAAUGCCAAUCAUUGCCACCUAUCAGUGCCAGUCAGUGCCGCCUAUCAGUGCCCAUCAGUGCUGCUUAUCAGUGCCAGUCAGUGCCUCCUAUCAGUGCCAUAUAUCAGUGCCAUGUAUCAGUGCUGCCUUUCAG